Molecule: messenger RNA, 1326 nt
Organism: Pistacia vera
Lineage: Eukaryota; Viridiplantae; Streptophyta; Magnoliopsida; Sapindales; Anacardiaceae
Product: pentatricopeptide repeat-containing protein At4g18975, chloroplastic
Exons: 8
Coding region: 164-1066 (300 amino acids)
Molecular function (GO): protein binding
Source: RefSeq, a predicted model, not a curated record
AUCUAUUCUCUUGGUUACUUGGUUUGGUGUUCUGGUUUGCCCAUACUUCCCUAGCAAAAAGGAAGGACUUCCAGAAUCAUAUAUUUAGACAGUCGGCGUUUCAUUUCUCUUUGGUUGCAUUCUUUCUCUUGGUUUCAAGUUCCUUCAACUUGAAAAGAAGUUGAUGGUAAUUUUUUGUGGCAUAAAUUCAAAUUGCUGUCCAUUUCUCUCAUGGGGAAAUAAUCAGAUUAAGACGACGCAAGUAGCUCCGUUCAUGGGGUUUGGAUUUUCAAAUUGCAGAACUUCUCUGUUGCAGAGCACAACUGGAUUUACUGUUUUCACAAUGAAGGUAAGAAUCAUCCCCUCUGUGAAGUGCCAUCUCUAUCAAAAUGGACAGUUGAACUCUAAUUCUGAAGCAUCUAAUAAGAAAAUAAUAAAGAAGGUGAGGAAGAAAGAGCAGCAUCUGUGGAAGAAAAGAGAGUCAACUGGAUCUGGGAAAAAAGCCCUGAAUCUUGUUCGAAUUGUUUCUGAGCUUCCCAAUGAGAAAGAAGCUGUAUAUGGAGCAUUAGAUAAAUGGACAGCUUGGGAGACAGAGUUUCCUUUAAUUGCAACUGCUAAGGCCUUGAACAUGCUCAGGCAGAGGGGUCAAUGGCGGCGCGUAAUUCAAGUAGCAAAAUGGAUGUUGAGCAAAGGUCAAGGAGCUACAAUGGGUACUUAUGACACACUCUUACUAGCAUUUGACAAGGAUCAGAGGGCAGAUGAGGCUGAAUCAUUAUGGAACAUGAUUUUGCAUACGCACUCCCGAUCUAUUUCAAAGCGGUUGUUUUCAAGGAUGAUCUCUUUAUAUGAUCAUCAUGACAUGCUAGAUAAGAUUAUUGAUGUAUUUGCAGACAUGGAGGAGCUGGGUGUAAAACCAGAUGAAGAUACUGUCCAGAGGGUUGCUCGUGCCUUUCGAAAACUAGGUGAAGAAGAGAAACGGAAGUUGGUUCUUGAAAAAUACCAGUGUAGAUGGAAGUACAUACACUUUAAAGGGGAAAGAGUGAAAGUGAGAAGAGAUUUAUGGGAUUAUGAUGGUUCGACAAACUGAAGCACUAGGGGCUUUCUAUUUCCUACCAUCUUUUCUUCGGAUUUGACAGGGCAAAUUUUGGAAACCUGGCUGUUGCUACUGUUAGAAAUUUAAUUUGAAAUCUCUUUAAUACCCAUGACUUUUUCUGUAAGAAAUUUUAUCUGGUCUCAGGAGAUUCCUUGUCUGUAAACCUGAAGAGUAGCAGCCUCUUUCACAAGAAGUUUCAAAUUUUUCUUCCCUAGUAAAGGGAAUAUGUAAAGAAAUUUCUGAGGACUAAUGUA